AUGGGUUGUUUUUGUGCUUUGUCUUUUGCUCUUGUUUUGCUAACUGUGCAUGCAUGUCAUGCACGUAAUGUGCCGAAGGAACAUGCAAUGCAAGCCAAUGCACACACGGAAGAUUCGGCCAAGGGUAAUGGCGUUGAUGACAAGAAGAAUGUUGUUUACGGUGGAGUUGGUGGGUUUGCUGGGAUGGGGGGCGCUGCUGGGGUGGCCGGGGGUCUCGGUGGGAUUGGAAAAGUUGGUGGCGUUGGUGGUGCAGUUGGAAUAGGUGGUUACAAAUGCAUAGGCGGAUUAGGCGGUUUGGGCGGCGGAGUUGGUGGUUUAGGUGGUUUAGGCGGGGUUGGUGGUUUAGGUGGUGGAACUGAUGGCGGGGUUGGCGGUUUAGGAAGCGGAACUGGCGGAGGAGUUGGGGGUCUAGGUGGUUUAGGCGGUGGAACUGGAGGUGGAGUUGGGGGUCUAGGUGCUGGUGGUUGUCCUGGAACAGGCGGUGGUUGUCCAGGAAUAGGUGGUUUAAGUAAAGCAGCAGGUGUAGAUGGACAUGGACAUGGUGGUUCAACGAGCAGUAGCAUUAAGCCAUCUCCUUAA
This is a messenger RNA of Hibiscus syriacus, 579 nucleotides long. Its product is annotated as glycine-rich cell wall structural protein-like. The transcript has a single exon. NCBI's taxonomy places the organism in Eukaryota, Viridiplantae, Streptophyta, Magnoliopsida, Malvales, Malvaceae. Bases 1 to 579 code for a protein of 192 amino acids. The record is from RefSeq and is a predicted model, not a curated record.